Neoarius graeffei (lesser salmon catfish) is the source of this 1068-nucleotide messenger RNA. RefSeq lists its product as uncharacterized. The coding region runs from base 31 to 1062 and encodes 343 amino acids. Gene Ontology annotation, biological process: response to bacterium. The record is from RefSeq and is a predicted model, not a curated record. NCBI's taxonomy places the organism in Eukaryota, Metazoa, Chordata, Actinopteri, Siluriformes, Ariidae. The transcript is spliced from 6 exons.
ACAUGCUCAUGUACAGAGCUGGGGUUUAAGAUGGUGCUCCUGAUGUGGAUUACAGUGGUGCUUUUUAGUCAUACUGAUUCUGCACAAACGAACAUCAUCAAUCAGCCGAACUCCGUGAUCACCGCUGCUUCUGGCGAUAACGUGACUCUACACUGCUUUCGAAUGGAAGAAGGAAACACUGAUGCCAUCAUUUGGUACAAGCAAGCAGUAGGACAUGAGCCUCGUCCGAUGGUGACAGUUCAGAAAGUGUUAACAAAUCCAGUUUUUGUAGAUGAUUUCAAAUCACCGAAGUUUACUGUAGAGAACUUGAAAGAGAAGUGCAAUCUGAAAAUUACAAACGUGGACCCAUCAGAUGAAGCCAUGUAUUACUGUGGAUUAAAAAAGAUUAUGAUAACUUUUGGAAAAGGAACUUUUUUAGCAGUGAAAGAUGAUGGAGAUGUAAAAGUGUCAGUGAUCCAGAGCGGCGUGUUGGACUCGGUUCCUGCAGGAGCGUCAGUGACUCUGCAGUGCUCGGUUCUCUCUGAGAGCAGAGCAGCAGAACACCAAGUUCUCUGGUUCAGAGCUGCUUCACCACAAUCCCAUCCUCAAAUCAUUUACACUCAUCACAACAGCAGCCGUCAGUGUGAGAGCGUCUCUUCUACACACACCUGUGUGUACGACUUCUCCAAGAACAUCCUCAGCAUCAGUGAUACUGGAACUUACUACUGCGCUGUGGCCGUGUGUGGGAAGAUCAUUUUUGGGAACGGGACUCAAGUACAGUUGGUCGAGUCUGUGGAUCCUGUAGUGAUCUGCCUCGCUGUAGCUUUGGGAGUGUGUGCGGUUGUGAACUCCGUUCAAGCUCUUUUACUCUGUAAAUGGAGAAAUCGUGAACAACUCAUAAAGAGAAAACGCACUGGGAGAAGAAUGGAAAAUAACAGCACUCAGGACCAUGACUCUCUGGAGCUGAAUUAUGCUGCCUUACAGUUUAAUGAAAAGAAAACCAAAGGAGGAAGAGAAAAGAGAAAACAAUCUCAACCUCAAGCUAGCGUCUACUCUGAAGUCAGAUCUCUCGCCACGAAUUAGAUUAUA